CACUAAAAGAAGAAAGGAAAGAGGAAGCGAAGGACUUGUUUUUGUUUCCUCAAAGGCCUGAGUUUUGUUAAUAUGCCUCAGCCAGUUUCACUUCAUUGCCAUAAAAACAGCUGAAUAUAUGAUCGUUUUGGCCAUGGACUCACUGAAGGCUGGACAACAGAACCCGGCGACGGCGGCCACAGUCCAGGCCAGUCUGGUAUGCCAGGGUGUAAACAACCAGAGCUACAUCUGUGAAUCGGGCCAUUGCUGUAAAGAGGCUCAGUGCUGCACCUACUUUUAUGAAGUGUGGUGGUUCUGGCUGGUGUGGGCACUCAUCAUUAUCCUGACAUGCUUUUGUGUGUGUCAGCACUGGCGGGCCAAGCAGCGUUUCCAGCAGCAGCGCCGACAGAAUGAGAUCAACCUCAUUGCCUACAGAGAGGCUCACAACAACUCUCAGCUGCCCCUCUAUCUCAGAUUUUUGCCCAUCUACCUCCUGCCGGCCUAUGAAGACGCAGUUAACCGCCCAGCUACACCUCCUCCUCCAUACACCCCUCUCCAGCCAGCACCUCCACUCUCAGAUCCUACUGAUGAAGCCUCUGUCUCCCCCCUGGUUGUCUCCAUCCCCAUCGAUGCUGACGUAGCCGAUGAGACUCCAGAGGCCACACACAUCCAAUCUCACAGCACUAACAACCACAACAAAGACUUGACGCCAGGCAGGUACCGGCGCUUCACUGGGGAUUCUGGGAUCGAAGUGUGUGAUGGCCAGGAUCUGUGGGAUCAACAGGACUUUUUUGAAGAAGGAGAAAUGCUGGAAGAAGAGGGUGCAAGGAAACCUGAAGAGCACAGUGAUCCCCAGACUCUUGAGCCUAAUCACGUUGGUGCACAUGUCGACACACCUCCAGCUGCAGACACACAACCAAAGUGUCUGUGGUGA
Molecule: messenger RNA, 913 nt
Organism: Nematolebias whitei (Rio pearlfish)
Lineage: Eukaryota; Metazoa; Chordata; Actinopteri; Cyprinodontiformes; Rivulidae
Gene: wbp1la
Product: WW domain binding protein 1-like a
Exons: 4
Coding region: 119-913 (264 amino acids)
Source: RefSeq, a predicted model, not a curated record